GCGGGCAGCCGCCGGCGGGCAGCGAGCGGCUGGCCACGUGACAGAGCGCACCGCACCGCGGACGGUGCUGCGGAGCCGCGGCCGCCGCGCCGCUUCCCGCUACCCCCCCAGCUCGUUCUCUUCUCGCUCCUCUCCGCCCGCCUCCGCCUCCUCGCUCUCCUCCCUGCCCGCGGGGCACGGGAGCCGGUGACGGGAGCGAGGCGGAGUCUGGAGGGAAGAUACCGAGAGAUAGAGAUUUAAAUCACAUCUCCGGGUGUAGAAGGGCAGCAGCAGCAGCAGCCCCGGCCCAGAGGGACGGACACAAGAGCCGAGAUAGGUCUGCCGGCUCCGCCGCUGCUGCUGCUGCUCACUAUGGGUGCCGCCGCCGCCGAACCCCCCCGCGCUAUGGGCUUGGUGUCCAGUGUGGUGAACGAUACCCUCGAGUUCUACCGCUGGACCUGGAGCAUCCGAGACAAACGCGUUGAUGACUGGCCCUUGAUGCAGUCUCCAUUUCCAACACUGACUAUAAGCACUAUUUAUCUCCUCACUGUAUGGCUGGGCCCCAAAUGGAUGAAGACAAGAGAGCCCUUCCAGUUACGUUUCCUGUUGGUUGUUUACAACUUUGGAAUGGUUCUACUGAACUUCUUCAUUUUCAAAGAGCUGUUUUUGUCAUCAAGAGCUCGAGGGUACAGCUAUGUCUGCCAGUCUGUGGAUUAUUCAGAUAAUGUUUAUGAAGUUAGGAUAGCUGCUGCUUUAUGGUGGUAUUAUGUCUCUAAAGGAAUUGAAUAUCUGGAUACAGUAUUCUUCAUCCUGAGGAAGAAAUUUAACCAAAUUAGUUUUCUUCAUGUCUAUCACCAUUUCACCAUGUUCACCUUAUGGUGGAUUGGUAUUAAGUGGGUUGCAGGUGGACAAGCUUUUUUCGGCGCUCAGAUGAAUGCAUUUAUCCAUGUCAUUAUGUACAUGUAUUAUGGAUUAGCUGCCUGUGGCCCUAAAUUUCAGAAAUACCUGUGGUGGAAACGAUACUUGACCAUACUGCAAUUGGUGCAGUUCCAUGUGACUAUUGGCCACACAGCAUUGUCUAUUUAUAUUGAUUGUCCUUUCCCUAAAUGGAUGCACUGGGGUGUCAUUUUCUAUGCUGUCACCUUCAUUUUCUUGUUUGGUAACUUCUACUAUCGGACAUAUAAGCUGCCCAAGGAACCUGUUAAGAAUGGCAAAAUAGCAAAUGGUGCUGUUGCAAAUGGAGUAAGCAAACCAGAAAAUAAUGCAGUAGUGGAAAAUGGAAAAAGGCAGAAAAAGGGAAAAGCAAAAGGAGAGUAACUUGAUCCAGGCCUUAACCGUUGUUGGCAGUGAGAAACCUCAAGUUUGGCUUACAAAAGGAAGAAAAGAAACCCACUAUGUGUACCAAUUAACCUUAGGUUACUGAAGAGCUAGAACACAGAUAUUUUCAUUAUUUAUGAAGAUUGUUUUACGAACAACACUAAGUUGAAUUUCUAUUGUUAUGUAAUUACCGUACAUAUGGUCUCUGUGUAAACUUGUAGACUGCUGGUGUUGGUGAAUGUAAGGAAGAAUUGCAGCUGAUUCCAUGUUUAGCAGUCCAAAAGUUAAUGCUACCACUGAUACAAGAAGUUUUGUUGGCACCCACAUUUCUUUGGGCUAUGAGGAAGGAAGUAGCAUUUGGAUAAUUGUGUUUUCUUUCCAGAAAAUCAUUAAAUUUCAAACUAUGACAUAUUAUCUAAUCGGAAUGUGCAACUUUUCUUGUUCUCCUUGCAGAGGAUCUUCAGACACCUUAUGUUUUUGUGCUGUCACAACAGUGUUUGACUUUACAGACAUUACUUGAUUUAAUUGAGUGUCUGUUACAGUUUGGGUUGGGGUUUUGGGGGUUUUUUUGUUUGUUUGUUUGUUUGUUUUCUUGUAUGGAAAUAUACCUACCUCUUCAUCUUCUGAAAAGAAUACUGAGCAUUAAAUAAUUGGUUUCUGAAAUAUGGAGUCCUCCUGUUACCGCUAAUUCAGGAGAAAAUAUUAUUUCCUGUGGGAGUAAAAGAGAUUUUGGUGGUGGUGGUUUUCUUGGUCAAGUCAUCAAUAGUCUUUUUCAAUGUAAAUUUAAACUUUGGAGUGCUACUUUUGGUAUAGAUGAGUGAAUAAAAAACAUUUUAAGAAUGCACAAAUAUGAAACAACACAUUGUUUGAAGUAAAGGUAGGCCUGCUACUGCUGCAUGACCUGCACUACACCUGUGGUGCUGAGCGAUGCUGGAAAUGGGAAGGUGAUUUUAUGGUGGAGAGGAAACAAAGAUGCACAGUUCCAUGAGGAGAUGCUCUCUGUGCGAGCAGUCAGGCUGACUAUGAGACAGUCACUUUACUGGAAGAGAGUCUAGAACUGUACAAUACAGGAAGCAAUGUUGGAAAUGCAGCUGCUGCUUGGCUCCCAUUAAAAUGCUUUCUUUAGAUACUUGCAGGCAGAGUAUAGCUAACUAGUCUGGGCACCCUUUCAAUGUGAAUGUCAGAGAUGAGCUUCUGAAACUACUCCCAAAAUACUCUCAGCUGAUUUUGACCCUGUUGGCAAAGUAAGUCUGCAGUCAAAACUGCAAAAAUAAGUAGAAGCCUUUUAGACAGCUUUUUAUCUUAGGUAGUAUGCUGAUGGACUUGUUCUUCACAAAAGGUGAAAUAAAAUAAGCAGAGCUUAUUCUCCUUCCAAAUAAGGUGAUUAUUAAGAGAUGUUUUGAGCUGCUCAGCAUGCAAUGAGUUUAAGAAGGGGGUGGAACUAGAAACUGUAUCCUGUAUGUUCAUCACCACAAGAGCUGCAUUGUUGCUGUCCGCAUGCAUUCCUCCCAGCUCUGGUCAAAAAUAUCGUGAUAUUUAGUGAUAAACUCAUCUGGCAAGUGACACCAUUGUUGCAGGAAAAGAAAUACAGGGAACUGUAGGUGUAAAGCCUGUGGCGUUUAUUAGUUUCUGUAUCUGGAUGAUCCACUUGUCCAUUUACAACACACAAACAGGUCACGUCUCCUGUGUCACAGGAUUGUCUCUUGUGUCUAUACAAAAAGCCUGUCUAAACCCAAAAGACAGGUUCUAGGGACAAAAAUGGUUGAAUAUAGUCUGUUGUAGUCGGAAAUAAUUCUGGAGCUGAUUCAGCUGGAAGGUAGUCCAUGCAUAAUCUCCACCACUGUGGGGUUUAUGGCAGAAUAUAGGAUUGGGAGUGUCUCUGCUGAACUGUAAUGCAUGUGACCAUUAAGUUUCCUAUCUGCUGUGUCUUGUGAUUCUUCCAGCCUUGGUGUGGCUGCUUUUUGCAUUUGCAUAACUCUAUGUACUUAUGUAGUGUGGCAUGGGGAACAGGGGUAGUGGUCUACCCUUCUUUCCUGGACAAAUGCCAUUAUCCUUAACCAAGCCAAAAUGCUGGCUGACGUGGGUAACUUUGGAAUGGUUAGAGGAGCAAAUAGCUACAAAGCAAACUAGCAGAUUUACAGCACAGCUGCUCCUCUGAGGUAGUGGCUAGUGUGAAUACCAGUACCCUACUGUAAAUUCAAGGCAGCUUACCUCACUUUGAUUAAAGGCUGGCCUCUUUCUCCUUGCCACAGGAUGUGGGCAGCUAAUGCCAGUCUGUGUUGUUCCCUAUGCUAAAUUGAUUGUUUGCGCUUUCUUUCUGUAAGCCAGAUCAGAUGAGCGGAUGCUCUUAAUGUGAUCUAGUGCUGAAAGAGCAGAUUGAGAAGUAUUCCAGGUUCAAUUAUGUCUUGGUACACAUUGUAAAGUAAAGAUUACAUCCUGCAUGUUGGCAAAUAUUUAAAUAUCUGAAAGUCAGAUCUUUUCUCCCCUCGCCAUGCAUGGAAGCUGCUUGAAGUUGAUAACAGCUUGACCCUUAUUGUCGGGAUUCAAGUAGAAUCCUACCCUCAGGCUCUGGGGUACUUGGUAACUUUUCAGAAAAAGUGAAGGUGCAUUAUGAGAGUGCAUCUUUUUUGGCCCUGUGGGUAAGACCAGUUUGAGAGACUGGUCUUUCAUGGGAAAAGAAAAAUCAGUUAUUAAUUUGCUGGAACAUGCUGCUUUGAUUCAUCUUCUGCAACAUGGCUUUCCUGUUUUUAUGAUAUGUUUGAUUUGUGUGACUCGACUCCCAUUAUGAUCUUGAAUAUAAUGGCCUUACUGAAUGUGCAUUUUUCUAGGCAUAAUCCUGAGUGCAAUACUUCUGUUUCUUGACUAUGCAGCCAGACUCACAGCAUUCAGGGCUGAGCUUACACAGCUUUUUUUAAAAAUCUGAAGCAAUGAUGCACAUGUGAAAUACUGCCAGAUUCAUUAGAGCCAUCACUGAGUCCAAGACCUCUCUGAAUUUUGCUGUGAAAGUAAAAGAAUGUGUAUAUAUAAACGAGUUUGGUAUACAAAGGACUGAAAGUUAAAUUCUAGAGUCUACUUUGCUUUGGUUUUGGGAUUUUUUGGUUGGUUUGAUUUGUUGUUGUGUUUUUUUUUCCUAAAUGCUUCCAAUGUAUUUAAAAGUUAAACUCAAACCAUUUGGAACAUUACUUUUUUGCCAUUCAAAGAUGCUUUUUUUCCUGACAAUUCUUAAGCUCUUGGACCAGAGUCUCAUGUAAUUAAUUGAUGCCAUAUAAGUAAUGCCAUUUCACUUAGCCUCGUCUCUAGCAAUGACAGUUGUUGGGUUCUUUUAGCACUUUGUCUGUGUAAAAUAACUAGAUCCCCUGUGUGCAGAGAUGUGUGUGUACACCUACAUGGUAUAUGAGUGUGUGUAAGAUGUUUCUUAGCAGAUUCUUUCAAUAUGUGAAGUAAAUUCUGUUUCUUUAAUGUAAAGAUGACAGGAGCUGAUAGAACAGUUUCUACAUCUCAAGCACUUGUCAUUGAUCCAUAGACCCAAUGGCAGUCUUGCAGACAUAAAUAGUAUUUGUCAGUCAUUUUAGACAUAAGAUGGCAGACAGGACAGAGCCGUUUCUCCCACUGAGGCAUCAGAGAUUCUGAAGGGAAGAACCUCAACUCAGAGGAGCUGAGGAAUUUGACUCUUUUGUAGUAGGGAUCAUUUUAGGACAUGGUGUAACUUGCUCCAUCUAAGUCAUUUAAUCAGAUUCUCUCUUCAGCAAAACACUUGUACAGAGAAAUAUUUAUUUACUGGAAUUUCAAAAGCACGGCCCAUUUGAUUAUAUGACCACUAACUACUUUCAGCUUCAGAUCAGGAGGAAAAGAUGAAGGCAAAAUAAAAAUGCCCCACAUUUUUCAGGUUAAUCUUGGGCCAGGUUUCUUCAGAGUAAGCAUUUGAGUGCCAUAUACUGGGGAGGCAGGUAAGAAAGGAGUAAAUAGCUAUUGUGCUGAAAGGUCUCACUCCUAAAACAGCUUAGGAGCACACUUUAUCUCUUAUAAACUUGAGAAAAUUAUUCAUGGUGCAUAGACUUAAACCUUACGUGGAGUUAGUAUGGGAGUCGCAAUGUUUAACUAGGUGUUUAAAUUUAGAUCUGUUCCACUUAAAACUGAAGAGACCGAGGCGCUUAGGAAGCAUGUAGACAGCGCCUUUACCUUGGCUGAAAGCGCAGGCUAAUCCAGCCUGGCACCUGGAGUGAGUCGCCCACGUGGCGUGCGGUGCGAUCUGGUGAGUCGGCCUCUCUGCUCACGUAAGCAGUUGAAGCUCCGUGGAACUCGGUGGGGUGUUUCCCUCUUACCUCAGCAGAGGACACUGAACCCUAAAGAAGAGAGAAAAGACUUGCUUUCUGCCAGUACCCCAAGAGGAUGAGGGAAGUGCAUGGUUCAAGAUGCUGCUUUUGCGUGAAGUGUUCAUGACUUUGGAAACAAUAAAGCGCUGCUGUUUUUUUAUGUUGUUUGAGUUUGGGUUUAUGUAUUCUUAUCCGUGCGGAAAGUUCUGCUGUGUGCCACCUUUGAGAUGCUUGCUGAUUUUAGUGUUGUGUAGGUUGUGUUGAUGUCACCUGUUACAGAGCCCAAAAGUUUGAGGGAAACCUUUUUGUGUCCCGCCCUCCCAUUUUACGGUGAUGGGGACUUUCUAAUCUUGUGUAUUGCCCCAAAAUGGCAGUCUAGUGGCUUUCAUAGAAUGAAGCAGGAUGGAAGAGACCUCCAAGAUCAUCCAGUCCAACCUAGCACCCAGCCCUGUCCAAUCAACCAGACCAUGGCACUAAGUGCCCCAGCCAGGCUUGGCUGCAACACCUUCAGGGAUGGUGACUUUUGGAAUUGUUUGAAAAUAGUAUGUGCACUUAAAAAGCAAGUCACCUGGAAUGUACUUUGGCUCUACAGCGAGUGCAUCGGCAUCAGAUCUGGCCCAAAUGCCAUCUGAAGGGUAGGAUCAACUAAAAGUGUCAAAUGGAGUUGUUCUUCUCUUCCAGUACAGCUUGUUCCUUGGAUAUGCAGGAGAGGGAGGGAAUGAUCAACAAUGUGGAAAAAACUGUUGUAAUGCAUAAAACUAAUGGUUCUAGCUAAGAAACCUUCUCAAUCAACCUUCUGUUUUGAGAAGGUGGUGGUAAGAGGUUGCAUACUGUACUCAAGGCAUUAGAUUGUUUGGUCUUGGAAGUAUUAACAAUUAGUGAUGUGGUUUGGCUUUUGCUGGGCACUGCACUGUGUUCAUGUGAUCAUCUUGUCCCAGAGAAUCUAGAGCUCUUUUGACAGCGAGUGUAAUCCUGUAAACAGUAAGGAACCGUCGUAGUCCACCAACUAUGAUCUCUGUGUUACACUAUUGAACUGCGCCCAUGUUGCCCUUCUAGCAUUUAGGUGCAAAUCGCUAUUCCAGGUGUCGGGUAGCAGAGAGCCAUGUCUGCCUUCACAGCAAAAUAUGGUGGAGUCGGUUACCUCUUGUAUAAUUCACAGCUGUUGCUUCAAUCCAUUGCUUGCACCUUCCCUGGAAUCAAAACAUUUUCUAGGUAUGCAAAGCAGGAUUUGUCCCUUGUAUGAUCAGCAUAUGCUAGUGGUAGGCACUCUGUUCAGGAAUCUUUUCCAUAGAGCUUAUUCCCCAGCAGGAAUUACCAAUAAGCAUACAUGAUAGAGCUAGAUUCAUCAGAUGAUUGCUUAGUGCAGACUGGAUCAUCUAGUUUCCAUGUUUGGUUUUGUUUAUUGUAUCACUUGCUUUUCAAGUGGGGUUGCAGGAAGGGUUUUGUUACCUGUUUGCUUGCUCAGCUGAAAGCUCUGGGGUUGCCACAAAACAGUAGGUGAAUGUAGGCUAUAGUCUUGAGAGGUGAAGGAAGCAUGGACUCCAUUUGGAAGGCAGUGCUUGCUAUGGACUAGUGCCUUUCAGUGAGGGGUUUUUUUUGUGCUUGAGACUUCUAGGGAGCCUGAAGAAUUCACACACAAUUUUCUAUUGAUUGCCUGAUGCAUCACUGGUAUCACAUUUGACUUAAUUUACAAAGAUUCUUAUUGGCAGGCCAGGUUGUGGCUCUUUUGAUCGUUGCGGUGCCAGUUGUCCAGGGCCUGAUUAGCGUGCGCUGGUCUGAUGGUAUAAAAACAGUGUUGAUGGUUCCUGCAGGAGCACUGUAUGGUCAGUGCAGCAUUGAGGAGGGGGGCAAGCUGCUUGCAUUUUGAUUCUGGAUGUGGGAAUUGAUUAUCUGUCAAGGAUCUGGUAGGUUGUAGUCAGCUGAAUGAGAAGAAAUCUUUGGUUCUUUAAAUUGUUCCAAAAUAAGUGUUGUCUGUUCUUAUCUUCAGAUUGAGAAUUGUUGUUCUUGCAGUGGGACCAUCUUAAUUUGCUUCACGAGAAAUCCACCUUUAUGCUGGUAUCCUUUGGAAUGUGUUUAUGAGAGGAAAAAUAAAGAAAUACAAGAAAAAUACAUGGGCCACAAGCUAGAGUACGUGGAAUAGUCACUCCUAAUUUUUGCCUUUGCUUUUAGAUAUUGUAGGAGUUAAAUAACUGCUUUUGCUGCUGUGUCUUUAUUCUUUAUGGAUACUGUAACUGCACGAGGAGUGUGCUUGUGGAUAAGUAUGUUCUGAAGUACAUUAAAAUGUUUUUAUCUGAAAUUACAAUAAAAAGAUCAAUUUAUCUGACCACUAAUGCUUGUAGUGGAAACAAUGACAAACACUGUAGCCCUGCAUUGGCAGGACUCACCAAUAAUUAAUAUUUACUCUUAUUUUCUGAUUAAUAAUCUUCAGAGCUUCUGAGGUGUUUCUUGCAAUGGCUCAAAGCUCUGUGAAGAUGCAAAUUGCUAUAUAAUUGCUAAAAAGCUAUUUGGCAGAGCUUCCAUUACUGCUUUGUUUCUUUUGUGUUAAUGUGUCUUCAGGUGCUUGCUUACUAAAUUAUUCCAGAAGACGAUGUACUUCAUAAAAAGAUCUUCUAGUUCUGAGUAAAAUGUUCAAAUGGACUCUGGGAUGUUGAACAAUCAAGGGUUUCAAGUUCAUGGCAUUGCUUAGUACACUGCCUUCGCCUCAAAUGCUGCCCCUGGGUACAGGGAACAGCAAUCUGGGCCCAUCCAGUUCAUUAUGAAUUUUCUUUACUGGGAAGCAGAUUCUUACCUGGGAUUUGGUACCUAACCUAGUUUCCACAUAUUGGCAGAAGGGGCAGGAGAAGUCCUUGGGCUGGAGUCAGUCUGCUCUCAAAUUGCAAACUUGGUAGGAGGUGUAUGAACUCUUUCUGUUGGCAACUUGAGGUGCAGAGUUUGAAGGAACUGUGGCUUGGGAUUCAGUACUUAAGAGCCUAGCAUGCUUUUCAGUUCUUAGUUGCUUGACAUAAAUUACAUGUGCUGGAAAUACUCCACUUAAAUAGAGAAAAAGAAGCCAAAACAAUAAGGAAAAUCUUUUUAGAACUGAUUCAGAAAAAGAGGCUUAGUGCAGUAGCUUUUUGUUUUUGCUCCAAACUUCCCCUUCUCCCACCCCUUUCCUCUCUUUAACCAGUGUGCAUGCAUCUCUACUCUGCUCUAUUAGAGUGGCUCCUUGGAUGAGAUGUGUUCAGGACAUUAUUUACUGCUGUGAUUUGUCACUGGAAUGUUUGGAGUGACUUCUCUUAUGACAUGGAAUGCCAAACAGCAGCAGGUUGAGUAGCAUGUAAUGCUCUCAAAUCAUCGCUACAAACCUGGGUUUUCUGGAUACAAGCUGGAAAGAGGUGGGGGGGAGGGGUGUGUGGAAUGAAAAGAACAGCUUCUAUUAAUUUUUGUCUUCCUGCUUAACAAAUACAGGGACAAACUCCAGUUCUGUGUUCUAUGAUGCAAAGGUGUAUUGUAUGCCCAUAACCAGAGCUUAUGGCUGCAAGAAAUGGAGAGUUUACUGGGCUACAAAAUGACUUUGUUAGAGAUUUUGUACUGAGCUAUUCUCUUUCUGUGAGCAGAGUUUAAUAGAGUUUAAUUAAAAAAAAUGAUUUUUUAUAUAACUCUGACUUUUGGGGUGUGGUUUUUUUUAUUAUUUCAAAGUCAGGUAACUAGCACAAAUAGUUGGCUUGCAUGAGUAAAAAUUCUUAUCCCAAUUUUUUUGGUGCGCUCUAGAUGAAGUGUCACUGAUUUCAGUGAGAAUUUGCGCUAGAUAAGGACACUCUGUGAUGUUUAACGGAAUGUGUAGGAGUUCACUUACCUAGACUUUACAUUGCACACUAAGAUAUUCACAGAAUAAUAGAAAACUAAGUACCAAAAUAGAUUCUUUUUUAUUCUAUUUAGAUUUUUAUUGUGUGAAAACAAUGCAAUGAAGGUAUAAUUACUUAAGUAAGACUCUAGAAGUGGUAGUGUGUUUUGAGCUUAAAUGGUGUUUGCUGUAGGAGAUUCCUUACUGAGUAAAACCUGCUUUGUGCUGCAAACCAGUGCCAUGACCUUGUCCUUGCUUUCUGACACUUUCUGAAUCUGCUUUUGAUAAGGAAUCAGUUAUGAGAUUUUAUGUGCAAUGCUUGUUGCUGAAACUCUCCUGAAUGCCUGUUUGCAGCAGCACUAUUGAAUAUGCGUGUAAUACUGUAACAAAAAGCUGUUGGCAUAAACUGUCUUCCUUUCAGGUCUGUAACCCUCUUGGCUCUGGAAGUCAUUGUCUAAAGCCCACUGAAAGUACUGAUUUACUAAAAUCCUUGGACUGAACCAUUAGGAUGACAGUCUGAAUUCUAAAUUAAACAAGCCUGUGUGGUUUUGACCCCUGCUUCGUACUAGGAAAAGUAUGGUUCAGCUAAUUUUUGACACUUGUUUUAGGCAAUUUGUCGUUCUUUCAACACCUUGAGUCCCUGACUUAGUGAGCCUCUGGCUCACAAAGGCACUGGCUACCAAGGCACUGGGCUUUCAGCAGUUCAUUGCAAGAAGGUGGCUGCUCAACAGCUCUAGCAGGCGAUGUGUUAAAUAGAAGAAAUUAAUUUACUUUGUACUGUCUUUUGUUUGGAAUUUUAACAACUGACUGAGGCCUAAUUGGGUAUUUUGAUCUGGCCAAAAUAUUCUUGGUGGUUUUUUCACCUUAUUUUGCAAUGCAUCUUUUUUUUGUGGGAGUGCUGGGUUACAAAUAGGUAACUAAUUAAGCAUUAACUAAUAUGCAGUCUUAAAGUGGCUUUUCGGGUGUCCACCAAAAGCAAAUGCUGCUUUUUGAGGAUCUUUUUAACAGCAGUCAAAAACUACUCAAAGUUGUUUAGUUUUGGGGUAUUUCUACUGUAACAGGGAAUGGAAACCAAAGGAGAAAGCCAGCGGCUCACCUGGAAUGGCUGCCUUGCUGUAUACCUACAGGAGGUAAUGUAGGCUUACCAGUGGCUACAAGGCAAGGGCGAGAGAAGGCUGAACAAGUUUUGAGCGGGCAGCCUCCCUGCAGUGUGGUACCGUGCCUUAGCAAUCGCCUUGUCCCUCCUGGCGCUGCUGUAAAGGAAGGAGGUUAUUCAUACGACAGUAAAAAGCAGGGCAGGCACUUUGUGGUAGUGCUAGCUCUUUGUUAAUGCUUCUUCAGUUACAAGGUUAAAAAACCUAAACCCGAGAGGCUUACAGAGUGGUUGGAAUACUUGCCAGAGAACCAGAAACAAGACUUGCCAGAACUUUUGUAAGGAUGAUUCCUUUGCUCCUGCUCCUCCUGUAGCUGUGGCAGGCUCACACAAGGCUGCUGCUGUGUCUGCAGGCUCUGUACAGUACAUCUCGUGUUGAGAGGAUGAAAAUGAGGUCCCUGGUUACUGCUGCCUCGAUGGGCACAGUGGUAUGGAGGAACACCUAGAAUGGCAGAGCUUCUGCUCUCCUGCCCAGCCCCAGAGCAGCCUGAAUCUUCUCGUAUGGUGAAUAUUGUGCAACAUGUGAUUUGUACAAUCACAACCUUUGCAGUUUCUGAUCUGGGAUAAGAGACCAAACUAGCUUGUGCAGCAUUAAGUAGGCAUUUUGCUGAAUGUUGAAAACAAAUGCCAAAUCUUAUGCAUUAACUAAAAAAAAAAAAAAAAAAAAAAAAAAAAAAAAAAAAAAAAAGUUCAAUUUGGAAUGUAAUUAGCUUACAUCAUUUCAGUUUUAUGCAUAAGUGUUCUUUAACAAACAGCUGCAAAGUAGCCAUAUGGAAAUAUUCAUCAUGGGUUAAAAUAGAGCUAAAAUUCUGCUUUAAAAGCUUCUAGCACAACAGCAGUUGUGUUAACCAUAAAAUCAGUGUUUGCUUUUGUCUGUGUCUAAAUAAAUACAGCCAGACACCCUUGUGACUGAAAUUAGGACAUGCUUUUCACCUUUGUGUCUUGCAUUUAGUCUAUACAAGCUCUUUUCUGUAUUUCAGAUGUUAAGGAGGCUAUUCUGCUGUGGAUUGCUGCAGCUCUUGCAAAGUAAAUUGUAAAACCACUUACAUCUUCCUGGUGUAACUCCUGAGCAGUCCCAAAUACAUGUUUAAGUGUUAGUGUGAAAGCCUUUGCCAGCCACACAAGGGACAGCUCUUCAUUAGCUUUGCCUGUCUUUAGCUUUGCCACAAGAAGGUUUUCAUGGCAUCAUGAAACUGCUUUCUUUUGUCAGCACAUAGAGCCUGGUUUUGGGUGGUUUUACAUAUUUAUUUUGCCACCCUAUAUUAAAGACUAACAAUGUGAUUGUACCAAAGCCAGAAAUUAAAAGUUACAGAAUCUCUUCAGUUGAAAAAGACCUUGAUGUUCAUUGAGUGCAACUGGUGAGCUAACACCACCAUGGUUAUUAAACCAUGUCCCCAUGUGCUAUGUAUACAAACUUUUCAACACCUCCAGGGAUGAUGACUCCACCAUGUCCCUUGGCAACCUAUUCCAAGGCCUGACCGCUCUCUCAAUAAAUAUAUAUUUUUUUUUCCUAAUAUUGAAUCUAAACCUACUCUGGUGCAACCUGAGGCCAUUUCUUAUUCUAUCACUUGAUACUAACCCCCACCUCACUACAAUUGUUUUCAGGUAAUUGUAGAGAGCAGUGAGGUCUCCCCUCAGCCUCCUCUUCUGAAGACUAAACAAUCCCAGUUCCCUCACUCCUCAAAAGAUUUGUUCUCCAGACCUUUCACCGUGCCCUUAUCAUGGAUUUGUAGCAAAAAAUGCUACGAAUAGAAACUGACCCAAUCUUUGAAAUGACAGCAACAGCUGGAGGAUGAGACUGGUGGCUCCCCUGGAAAAGCUCAUCCCCACAGUAGGGUUCAAACCCUUCCCCACGUCUCCAAGGUGGGCAUACCUGCAGGGGUGGUAGCUCAGCUCCAACCCCUUCAUUUUCCCAGUUCCCAGUCUAACCCUCUGCUCAUACCCAUCGUUUAUGGACAGGAUUGGCCAUCCUAACUCCCACUACAGAAACGCUGGGUAAGGCAGGUAAAAGUGCCAAAACCUUGCCAAGCAACAAGGAAACGUGCAGGUUGGGUCUUGGUGUCACUUGGGCUGUGGCAGCAAAGCGUUGGCUGUGCUUGUCUGCUGCCAGCCCCGCGUUAUCUCCCCUACUAUCCUUCCCAUCAGCUCACUUCUCUCAGCUCUCCUGGUGAUUCAGUCCAUUAACUGGGUGGCAUAUUUUAUUGCAAACUUGAGCUAAUUAAUCACAUGCUCUUAGGAAAAAAAAAAACUGCAGGCCAGCUGUAGAGGGGAGUGGUGAUGCAAUGGAGGUGCAAAGACAAAAGCUGUCACUGCCGGAAAGGGAGAAAGGCUUAAGAAGCUCAGCCUAGCCAGAAGAGCUGCUUUGCCAGGCAGAGCGGUUGCUGGAGCCACUGCUCGACAGCUUGUGUUGCAGGGCUGCAGAGAUAGGGAGUUUCUUAGAACAGAAUCAUAGAAUUGUUUUGCUUGGAAAAGACUUUGAAGAUCAUCAAGUCCAACCAUCAACCUAGGACCAACAUGGUCAUUAAACCAUGUCCCCAUGUGCUCAUGUCCACAUGUUUCUUGAACACCUCCAGGGAUGGUGACUCCACCGCCUGCCUGGGCAAUCUAUUCCAAUGCCUGACCAUCUGUGCUCAUUAAGAAAACAGAACCAGUAAUGCUUUUUAGGCAAGAUGAUGAAGGUUCUUUGAAAGGGUGAGCAUCUGGGCUUGCUCAGAGGGAUAUGGCAGGAAAAACACUGAUGAGGAGGGCUACCACCAAGGGCUGGGAAGUGGAAGGGUUCUUGCUUAGACUUGUUCCUGUGCAGACCAAGGGCACCGCCAAAUCCUGUGUGCCGCUGUCCUGGUUUGAGACCUCUGGAAUGCAGUAAGAGAUAGCAGCUGUGAGGAGGAGUGGACAGGACAGAUGACCCUAAACCAACCAGAAGGGAUUCCAUCUCCUCCAUGUCCAUGUCAUCUUCAGUAGAAAGCUGAAGAAUCACCAGGGUCAAGCCUAUUCUUCAGUAGUCAGCACUGGAGGAGGACUCUGCUUGCUCUACAUUUGAUCCUGAUCUGUGUGUUCCCAAAUCCAGCACUUCCCAUCUGCUGCUAAAUCCAGUCUGGGAAGGUAUGGAAACAUGGUUCUUCCUUUCUCCACCCAGCAGUAAAGCAAGGGGAGGAGGUGCCCACACGUCCUGACAUUCUGUUUGGGUCAGCAUCAUAACUCUGCAGCCUAAUCAGAAAAAGGCACUCCUUGCUGUGGAGAGCUGCAGAGUUCCCAGCAGAUUGGUGUCUCAACUCUUGCCCAUGGGGAAGGAGGACACAGUUCCAUCCCUUUGCAGGGAGCAGGCAUGGGGAAAAGCAGGCAUGAGCAAGGUGAGUAAGGCAGGGAAGGAGGGUGAUUUCCCACUGCCUGCCCUGUCUGUCAGGGUGCAGGCUGGGAGCACCUCUCUUUCAAAAGAAAGCUCUGUGAACACGCCAGAAUAAAGCCUUUUAAAAACCAUUUGAAAAUGCUGGGGCCAUGACGAAGAGUAAACGGUGUGGUUUAAGAAGCCAGGAACAUGGAUAGCUGAGUGUAUGAGUCACUGGAAAGGCCUUCUGCAAAUGGGAAUGCAGCAGGUAUCAUGCUGAAAUUGCCGUGGGUGGUAGUUCACAACCUCUGAAGCACUGGCUGAGUCAAUUUAUUGUUUGCUACAUGUUGGUCUCUUCUUGAUAUCAGGCCGAAACAAUAGUUCUGCUUGCUCUGUAAAGCAAACUGUCUCUCCACUGCUUGAGCUGACAUAUUUCUGUGUGGUGUGGUUGAUCCAGGCUGCAUGCCAGGUGCACACCAAAAUCACUCUGUCACUUCUCUCUGCAGCUGGAUGGGGAGAGCAACUCUAACAAAAGGCUUGUGGGUCAAGAUCAGGACAGGACAGAGACAUCACUCAGCAGUUACCAUCAUGGGCAGAACAGACUUGACUUGAGGAAAUUAAUUUAUUAUCAAUCAAAUCAGAGCAGGAUAAUGAUAAACAAAGAAGAAAUCUUGCCCCCACCCCUCCUUUCUUCCCAUGUUAAACUUCACUCCGAGUUUUCUCUACCUCCUCUCCCUGAGUAGCACAGGAGGAUGACAAAAAGUAUUUCCAUCAAUUCAUCAGACAUUGCCUCUGCUGCUCCUUCUUCCCAGCUCUCUUCCAUUGCAGCAGCGUGGGGUUCUUCCCGUGAGUUCUCCACAAGUUUCUUCAAGAUAAAAGCUUCCCAUGGGCUUCAGCUCAAGCAUAGGUUCUUUCCACAGGGUGUAACCCUUCAGGAACAGACUGCUGCAGCUCGGGGCCCUUGUGAAACCACCUGUCCUAACAGCAAAUCUGCUCCACUGAGGGCUCUCCAUCGGUCCCAGGCUCUUUUAGGUGCAUCCACCUGCUCUGGCAUGGGGUCCACCAUGGGUUGCAGGGGGACAGCUUUCCUUACUAUGGGCUUCACCACAAGCUGCAGGGGAAUCUCUGGUUCAGAGCCUGGAGCACUUCCUCACCCUUCUCCUUCAAUGACCUUGGUAUUUGCAGUGCUGUUUCUCACAUAUUCUCACUCCUCUCUCCCAGCUACAGUUGCCGUUGCCCAGAAGAUUUUCCUUCCUGAAUAAGUUAUCCCAAAGAUGCUACCACUGUCACAUUUGAAGUAUCUGAAGUAUACCUGAAACGUUGGUGCUAGGCAAGGUACAGAAAGUACUGGAUGGUUUGUGCUGCAUCUUCCAUCCAGCUGCGUUCUGCAGCCCCUGGGAAGGUGUUGGUUGGUAGAGCGCAUCUGUGGGAGGUGUGAAGGGAGCUGGGGGUCUGUCUGCCUGCACAGGGAGAGCUCAGCUGUCUCUGCUCGUCACAGUGCUAGAGAGCAGCUUUCAGAGCUCCGCAGCGUGCUGGAGCUGCUGCAGGAGGAUCAAAUGGUGUCUGCCUCCCAGACACAGGGAGAGCAGCGUGGAGCCUCCUCCUGUCUGCCUCGUCCAUGUGGCAGCUGUCCUGGCACUUGUCAUGCCAGUGAAGUAACUGAGCCAUGCCGAGAGAGGGGAGGAAAUGCAAAGCAGUGGCCCUGAGACAAAUCUCACUCUUCCCACAGGCCCGAGCAGGUCUGAAACCCUGCCACGGAGAGGCACAGGCCCCACAGCAGUGCCUGCAUUUCAGCAGCUGCCCAUCGGAGCUAAGCACAGCCUCGGCUCAGAGCUCAGGAGCAUGUCUGCUGGGCAGUGCUGGGGGCCAGGCGUCCCUCCUGUGUGUGCAUGGCCCACAUGGCAGCACCCUGCAGUCAGAGCUGACUGUGUGCACUGGAGGUGGAGUGUUGGAGUGGGAUCAGCUCAGAGCUCUGCAAGGUUUGCACUUUGCUUUCCACUCCACUGGCCAAGCCAGCCAGAUGUGCAGCAGCAGCAGGAUGGGCACGAGGGCCCCAGCUGCUGCGGUGAAUCCGUCAGCACGGACGCUGGUGCCGCUGCAGCCUGGCCCUGCAGCCUGGCAGGGUGAUCUCCUUUGGCUCGGCUCCUGUGGGCUCCAGCUGCAGGGGUGGAUUUGCCUGCACUCAAGCUGCUGCUGCCAGAGCCCCUCCGUGUCAAUCUGUGCUGCCGUUGGGUUCUGCAGCUCUCUCCAGCAAGCACGGCAUGAGCUGAAGGAGCAGCAGGAGCAGCAUGGCCGUUCCCCAGGCAGCAGGAGGGUUCAGCCCAGCACCAGCUCAUGCGGGAGGAGCAGAUGCUGAGGAACAUCCCCCACGAGACGCAGGUGGCCAAAGAGGCUGGGUCAGGUGCCAAAAAGGAGACCUUCUUCACCUGCUUCUCCUGUGCAAGCUCUUCUGUCUGUCUGCUGAGAUGUUUCUGCCUGUUUCUCUGGCAGAGAAGUGUUUGCUUUUUGGGCUGGCGAGCUGACCAUCCGUACUACCGUCGCCUUGAAUGCCUCCAACCAGCAGUGUUUGCUGCCAGACAGACACCUGGAGAAGACAGAGGACAUGGUUAAGUUCAUGAAGGAUAUCUUGGAUGGUGCUGCUGAAGCACAGGCUGGUGAUGGACUUCUGCAACGAAGCAAGAGAGUCAUCUAUGAGGCCAAGGCUGCUGUAAUGGUAGAGUUCAUUGCUUAUUCAGUGAGGUGAUGCUCUUGUCAGUCAAGAAGGACUUAGUUGCAGAGGCUUUAGAAAUGCUUUGAUGUAAGCUUGUUGCUAUGCUGUGCCUAGUGUAUCUAUUGUCACUAUUUAGAACUAGGCUUAAACCAAAUGAACUUCUGGAUUAAAACAGCCAAUCAUGUCUGCCACA
This is a messenger RNA of Pogoniulus pusillus (Red-fronted tinkerbird), 16813 nucleotides long. It is a transcript of the gene ELOVL4, whose product is annotated as ELOVL fatty acid elongase 4. Gene Ontology annotation, cellular component: endoplasmic reticulum; endoplasmic reticulum membrane. Gene Ontology annotation, molecular function: fatty acid elongase activity. The coding region runs from base 352 to 1296 and encodes 314 amino acids. Gene Ontology annotation, biological process: fatty acid elongation, polyunsaturated fatty acid; fatty acid elongation, saturated fatty acid; fatty acid elongation, monounsaturated fatty acid. The record is from RefSeq and is a predicted model, not a curated record. The transcript is spliced from 12 exons. NCBI's taxonomy places the organism in Eukaryota, Metazoa, Chordata, Aves, Piciformes, Lybiidae.